Molecule: messenger RNA, 1061 nt
Organism: Ailuropoda melanoleuca (giant panda)
Lineage: Eukaryota; Metazoa; Chordata; Mammalia; Carnivora; Ursidae
Product: cholecystokinin receptor type A-like
Exons: 1
Coding region: 191-742 (183 amino acids)
Biological process (GO): neuropeptide signaling pathway
Cellular component (GO): plasma membrane
Molecular function (GO): neuropeptide receptor activity; cholecystokinin receptor activity
Source: RefSeq, a predicted model, not a curated record
CACCCAGGCGCCCCAUAUUAUUUUGGUAGUUUUAGGUAGCUUUCCAUUUGAAGGAAAGGACCACUGUAGAUGGCACUGACCCCUGCCAGCGCAGGCCCAAGAAUACCUGCCCCUGCUUCAGUUCCAGUUUGGCUUGAUCCCCUUGGUGGAGGGGGCGUCUGACCGGCAUGACCCAUCCCCCACAAUAAGUAUGUCCCUUGCCCACGCAGACAGGAAACCGAGCACCGGCAGCAGCGGCCGGUAUGAGGACAGCGACGGCUGCUACCUGCAGCAGGCCAAGCCCCGCCGGAAGCUGGAGCUUCAGCAGCUGUCCAGCCCCGCCAGCGGCACGGUCAACCGCAUCAGGAGCAGCAGCUCGGCGGCCAACCUCAUGGCCAAGAAGCGGGUGAUCCGCAUGCUCAUGGUCAUCGUGGUCCUCUUCUUCCUGUGCUGGAUGCCCAUCUUCAGCGCCAACGCCUGGCGGGCCUAUGACACGGCCUCGGCCGAGCGCCGCCUCUCGGGGACCCCCAUUUCCUUCAUCCUCCUGCUGUCCUACACCUCCUCUUGCGUCAACCCCAUCAUCUACUGCUUCAUGAACAGACGCUUCCGCCUCGGCUUCAUGGCCACCUUCCCCUGCUGCCCCAACCCUGGUCCCCCAGGAGCGAGAGGAGAGGUGGGAGAGGAGGAGGAAGGCAGGACCACGGGGGCCUCUCUGUCCAGGUAUUCCUACAGCCACAUGAGCGCCUCUGCGCCGCCCCCCUGAGCUGUGCCCGCCUCCAGCGCCGCAGGGAGGAGGGGGCAAAGAGGAGGAGCCGAGAAGGAAGAUUGCCAUUGCCGGUGGGAACUGUUCAUUGUCUGCUUUUCAUCCUUCAUCCGGGUUCCAGGGGAACUCCAGCAGAGCGGGGCUGUGACUUGGCUUCUAGGCAAUUCAAGGCAGGAAAUGUUCAGUGACAUUGACCAUCAGAAACACCUCAACAGGCCAGUCGCCGGAGUCCAACAGGGCUCAUACUGCAAAUGCAAUGCCGAACACGUGGUCAGCGUGGAGAUGUGGACCGUACUGAAGCUUUAGAAGUUUCUAGAAC